Glycine soja is the source of this 2407-nucleotide messenger RNA. RefSeq names its product threonine synthase, chloroplastic-like. NCBI's taxonomy places the organism in Eukaryota, Viridiplantae, Streptophyta, Magnoliopsida, Fabales, Fabaceae. The record is from RefSeq and is a predicted model, not a curated record. Gene Ontology annotation, biological process: L-cysteine biosynthetic process. The coding region runs from base 153 to 1712 and encodes 519 amino acids. Gene Ontology annotation, molecular function: threonine synthase activity; pyridoxal phosphate binding. Gene Ontology annotation, cellular component: cytoplasm. The transcript has a single exon.
UUCGGUUUUCCACAUAGUAGAUCUGGAGUGAGUCGCGGCGGCGGCUUGCAAGUAGUAGUAUUAAAAAAGUUGAUGGGAUAAUUGGCGUUGGUUGAGUUUGGUUCAAAUUGAGAAAAUCAUUACUCCAUUAACCAUUCAUUCACCAAUCCUCCAUGGCUUCCUCUUCUCUGUUUCAGUCUCUCCCUUUCUCUCUCCAAACCUCUAAACCCUACGCGCCUCCCAAACCCGCCGCCCACUUCGUUGUCCGCGCCCAAUCCCCCCUCACUCAGAACAACAACUCCUCCUCCAAGCAUCGCCGCCCCGCCGACGAGAACAUCCGCGACGAGGCCCGCCGCAUCAAUGCGCCCCACGACCACCACCUCUUCUCGGCCAAGUACGUCCCCUUCAACGCCGACUCCUCCUCCUCCUCCUCCACGGAGUCCUACUCGCUCGACGAGAUCGUCUACCGCUCCCAAUCCGGCGGCCUCCUGGACGUCCAGCACGACAUGGAUGCCCUCAAGCGUUUCGACGGCGAGUACUGGCGCAACCUCUUCGACUCGCGCGUGGGCAAAACCACCUGGCCUUACGGCUCCGGCGUCUGGAGCAAAAAAGAAUGGGUCCUCCCCGAGAUCCACGACGACGAUAUCGUCUCCGCCUUCGAGGGUAACUCCAACCUCUUCUGGGCCGAGCGUUUCGGCAAACAGUUCCUCGGCAUGAACGAUUUGUGGGUCAAACACUGCGGAAUCAGCCACACGGGCAGCUUCAAGGAUCUCGGCAUGACCGUCCUCGUCAGCCAGGUCAAUCGCUUGAGAAAAAUGAACCGCCCCGUCGUCGGUGUUGGUUGCGCCUCCACCGGUGACACAUCGGCCGCUUUAUCCGCCUAUUGCGCUUCCGCUGCCAUUCCUUCCAUUGUGUUUUUGCCUGCUAAUAAAAUCUCUCUUGCCCAACUUGUUCAGCCUAUUGCCAAUGGAGCCUUUGUGUUGAGUAUCGACACUGAUUUUGAUGGUUGCAUGCAGUUGAUCAGAGAGGUCACUGCUGAGUUGCCUAUUUAUUUGGCUAACUCUCUCAACAGUUUGAGGUUGGAAGGGCAGAAGACUGCUGCUAUUGAGAUUCUGCAGCAGUUUGAUUGGCAGGUUCCUGAUUGGGUCAUUGUGCCUGGAGGCAACCUUGGCAACAUUUAUGCCUUUUACAAAGGGUUUAAGAUGUGUCAAGAGCUUGGGCUUGUGGAUAAGAUUCCAAGGCUUGUUUGUGCUCAGGCUGCCAAUGCUGAUCCUUUGUAUUUGUACUUUAAAUCCGGGUGGAAGGAGUUUAAGCCUGUGAAGUCGAGCACUACAUUUGCCUCUGCCAUUCAAAUUGGUGAUCCUGUUUCCAUUGACAGGGCGGUUCACGCGCUAAAGAGUUGCGAUGGGAUUGUGGAGGAGGCCACGGAGGAGGAGUUGAUGGAUGCUACAGCGCAGGCGGAUUCUACUGGGAUGUUUAUUUGCCCCCACACCGGGGUUGCUUUAACUGCAUUGUUUAAGCUCAGGAACAGCGGGGUUAUUAAGGCCACUGAUAGGACUGUGGUGGUUAGCACUGCUCAUGGCUUGAAGUUCACUCAGUCCAAGAUUGAUUACCAUUCUAAGGACAUCAAGGACAUGGCUUGCCGCUAUGCUAACCCGCCCAUGCAAGUGAAGGCAGACUUUGGCUCGGUUAUGGAUGUUUUGAAGACGUAUUUGCAGAGUAAGGCUCAUUAGGUUAGCAUUGCAAGUUUUGCUCCUCCUGAGUUUGCUCAUUAUUUACUUACUUUUAGGCACUACUGCUGUAUUGUCUUUUCUAUGAGCUAGGUUUGAGUGUUGUAAUAAUUUGCUUGCUGCAUUAUGUAUGCCGUCUAGUGUUCCAUAUUGGGGCAUCCUUAGUAUUUGUUGUAGAUUUUCUUUGCUGAGCAUUUGAUAUAAUAGCUCAAGUAGGAAAAUGAAUUGGGUACUAUGAGGAAUGCAUAUCAUUGGCUUGUUAUUACUGGAUUCCAGACCACCCCAAAAGAAAAUAAUUCCAAAAAAUAUAAUUAGAACAAAUUUCGUCCUUGUUAUGCUGUUGGCAUUAAGCUCAGUGUGGGUAUUACCAAGCAACUCGAAAUCAAGAGAAAAAAAAAUUGACAGCAAAGGAGCUGCAUUGUUGGACUGAGUCACAUCACUUCAUUGCUAUGUCGUCAUAUUUCGUUGAAUUACGGGAAGGCAGCAUGCACAGCAAUAUGCAGCGAUUAACUGAAGCCACACCGCACACAUUGAAGUAGUAGUCAAUUUAGACACUCCAUCUUGUACUUUCUACAAAAAUGAAUUUUUCUUAGCCAUUAAGUAUAAUAUUUUAUUCUAUGGAACUUGCGUAUAAACAGGCCAUCAACUGUAUCGGGUUAUAUACACGAAUGGAGUUGAAUGAAAUAUAGUGUGCUGAA